Molecule: messenger RNA, 1264 nt
Organism: Colletotrichum navitas
Lineage: Eukaryota; Fungi; Ascomycota; Sordariomycetes; Glomerellales; Glomerellaceae
Exons: 3
Coding region: 299-1264 (321 amino acids)
Source: RefSeq, a predicted model, not a curated record
CUUCAGUUUCCGCGGGUUAUUAUUAGGCAUGUCGGGUAAAUACAAAAACAUUUGGCUUCAUGGGUUGGCGUCAGCCCAAUGCGUCAGGUCAAUAUCCAAGAAUUUGGGUAAAUUAUCGACUGGAAGGGGCAACGGUAAUCAAUUGUGGCGGGCCAUAAUCGCUCGCCACUGCAAACUAUCACUCAGUAGCCUUGGUUUGCGCCGAUCGUCGGGUUCCAUGAGUUUUCAUCGGCGCGUGUCACGGAAUGUUGAUACCUAACCUUGGCUUUCUAUUGCUGCUCCAAAACAAAAUUGACUGAUGGACGUCGAGGACAAGGUUACACAGUAUUAUGUCCCGCGAACUGGUCGGAGCAGUGGCCAUAAGCACUCGAGGAAGAUCGAGAAGAGGGAUAAGGAUACUAAGUCUAAGGAUGCGAACAGUAAGCAGGAAAGAGCCUUGCCGAGCUCCUCCUUCAGCUUUCUCUUCGUCGUAAACGAACUCAAGGUCGUUGAGGAGAACGGAGUGCCCCCUGCCGCUGACCUAUACGGUAACCCCCUGCCACCGAGAACUUCCCGGGGCUACGGCCCGGAAAUCGUUGGCAGGGUAUGGCGAUACCGCGACGGCGUUGUCAGCCUCGCCGAGGGCUUUUUCUGGUGCCGCCCGGAGCCUGGAUCCGCUGGGGCGAUAUGUACCGUGAAUAACUAUAUUGACGAACACGGGCAGCCGUUCCGAUUCCUGGAACAGACAGUGGAACACAGCACAUUUAGCGUCUUCAACUGCUGGCGCUUCCUGCCCUGUCUUCAUGCCGACGUCGACGUAACCACCGUUGGCAGCAUGGGGGUCGACAACAAGCUGUCUCACCUGGAGUUCUAUCAAGACCAUACAGACUCUGGCGUAACUCGGAUUCGAGCCUCUGGCGGGUCUCAAAGACACGUCGUUGGAGGCAGGCCGUCUUGGAUACCGGCUCUCCUCCCCGAAACCUACGCAGCGCCAAGCUCUCACGCUCAACAAUCCACAGGCCUCGGCGGCUGCCUACCCAUCAUCAUCGGUCUUCUCGCCCUGACCAAGAAGCCAGGGCAUACGGACGACGUCUUCAGGAACGGCGAGUGGAACGGAAACCGUUUCAGGGGCGGCCGCUCCUCGCGCGCUGAGCCUGAGCCCACCGGGCCGGUGCGAGGAGUCUUGGUCCAGGUAUGCUGUGACAGCACAAACCCAGACUCUACAAUCGAUGCAAUCACGGACUUUGAAGACCGCGGCAAGGCGAUCAGGGAUGAGCGUCUCUGA